Messenger RNA from Lontra canadensis (Northern American river otter), 814 nucleotides. It is a transcript of the gene MIS12, whose product is annotated as MIS12 kinetochore complex component. The transcript has 2 exons. Bases 129 to 749 code for a protein of 206 amino acids. The record is from RefSeq and is a predicted model, not a curated record. Lineage: Eukaryota; Metazoa; Chordata; Mammalia; Carnivora; Mustelidae. Gene Ontology annotation, cellular component: chromosome, centromeric region; nucleus. Gene Ontology annotation, biological process: kinetochore assembly; mitotic sister chromatid segregation; protein localization to kinetochore.
CCGCCUCUCCGCAGCGGCCGGCGGUGGCUUAAAGGCGGCGGCGGGAAGGCGGUGCGUGGUCGGUUUCGUCGCCCUCGCCCCCGCUCGGAUUGUUCGUAGUCAGAAACAGGCCCGCAGAGGGAGCGAAGAUGUCCGUGGACCCGAUGGCCUACGAGGCCCAGUUCUUCGGCUUCACGCCGCAGACCUGCAUGCUCAGAAUCUACAUCGCGUUUCAGGACUACCUGUUCGAGGUGAUGCAGGCCGUGGAGCAGGUUAUCCUGAAGAAGCUGGCCGACAUGCCAGGCUGUGAGAUCAGCCCCAUCCAGAUUCGCAAAUGCACCGAGAAGUUUCUUGGCUUCAUGAAAGGCCGUUUCGAUAACCUUUUUGGCAGAAUGGAGCAGCUGUGUCUGCAGCUGGUCCUGCGCAUCCCCCCGCACAUCCUGCUUCCGGAAGAUAAGCCUCAGGAGAAGCAUCCUUGUACUGAGGAAGAAUUCCAGCUUCUCCAGGAAGAAAUCGAACAGCUGCAAGAGAGGUAUAAGACUGAAGUCGGCGCUAAGCAGGCCCUCCUCGCAGAAUUAGAGGAACAAAAAAUCAUUGAGGCCAAACUUAAACAGACAUUGGCUUUCUUUGAUGAGCUGGACAACUCCGGCAGAAAUCAGGGGACUAGUGACUUUAGGGAGAGCUUGGCGUUCCUGGUCCAGAACUCCAGAAAACUCCAGACCAUCAGGGACACUGUGGAGAGGGAAAGCAAAAGAAUGAAAAUAUCUUAAUUUCUCAGGAGGCACAGGAGCUCGUGGGAAAGCAGAACAGCAGGGAUUUCUGUCCCGACACUCUU